This is a messenger RNA of Erinaceus europaeus (western European hedgehog), 6223 nucleotides long. RefSeq names its product phosphatidylinositol-4,5-bisphosphate 3-kinase catalytic subunit gamma (gene PIK3CG). Bases 355 to 3657 code for a protein of 1100 amino acids. The transcript has 11 exons. The record is from RefSeq and is a predicted model, not a curated record. NCBI's taxonomy places the organism in Eukaryota, Metazoa, Chordata, Mammalia, Eulipotyphla, Erinaceidae. Gene Ontology annotation, cellular component: cytoplasm; phosphatidylinositol 3-kinase complex, class IB; phosphatidylinositol 3-kinase complex, class IA. Gene Ontology annotation, molecular function: 1-phosphatidylinositol-4-phosphate 3-kinase activity; 1-phosphatidylinositol-3-kinase activity. Gene Ontology annotation, biological process: cell migration; phosphatidylinositol-mediated signaling; phosphatidylinositol-3-phosphate biosynthetic process.
UGCCAUUUGUCGGGCCUGAUUCAGGACAGUGACAGUUCCUUCUUUGCUAUGAUAUUUUUAUCUUUAACUGUUGUUGGUUCUUAAAAUGAUACUGUCACCAAAUGUUUCUAUUUCAUUGUCUGGUUCGACUUAGAUGUGUGUGGAUAUACACACAGUUCCGGCAAUAGCUUUGCAGGUGCACAGGUCCUUUUCUUGUUUUGUUUUUGUUUGGGAGGAAGAGGGAGUGCAAGCCAAUCUUUAUGUUUUUACAAGUGUAUACUUAGUGAAGACUGUACUUAUAGAACUUCUAAUACCUUCUUGUAAAAGGAGAGAACUUCAUAAUCUCAGCUAUGAAGGAAAACAGUCACACAGGGCAUGGAGCUGGAGAAAUAUGACCAGCCCGUGGUUCUGAGAGAGGACAACUGCCGCCGGCGCCGGAGGAUGAAGCCACGCAGUUCGACGGCGGGCCUGUCCUCCAUGGAGCUCAUCCCCAUCGAGUUUGUGCUGCCCACUAGCCAGCGCAACAGCAAGACCCCGGAGACGGCACUGCUGUAUGUGGCCGGCCAUGGCAACGUGGAGCAGAUGAAGGCUCAGGUGUGGCUGCGUGCACUGGAGACCAGCGUGGCGGCCGACUUCUACCAUCGCUUCGGCCCGGACCACUUCCUCCUGCUCUACCAGAAGAAGGGACAGUGGUACGAGAUAUAUGACAAGUACCAGGUGGUGCAGACGCUGGACUGCCUGAGCUACUGGAAGCUGCUGCACCGGAGUCAGGGCCAGAUCCAUGUGGUGCAGCGACAUGCACCCUCUGAGGAGACCUUGGCCUUCCAGAGGCAGCUCACAGCCCUGAUAGGCUACGAUGUCACUGAUGUCAGCAACGUGCAUGACGACGAGCUCGAGUUCACGCGCCGCCGCCUGGUCACCCCACGCAUGGCCGAGGUGGCCGGCCGCGACCCCAAACUCUAUGCCAUGCACCCCUGGGUGACAUCCAAGCCCCUCCCCGCUUACCUAUCCAAGAAGAUCUCCAACAAUUGCAUCUUCAUCAUCAUUCACCGCAGCACCACCAGCCAGACCAUCAAGGUGGGACCUGAUGACACCCCAACCACCAUCCUCCAGAGCUUCUUCACCAAGAUGGCCAAGAAGAAGUCACUGAUGGAUAUCCCUGAAAGUCUAAAUGAGCUAGACUUUGUGCUGCGUGUCUGUGGCCGGGAUGAGUACCUGGUGGGCGAAACACCCAUCAAGAACUUCCAGUGGGUCAGGCAUUGUCUCAAGAAUGGGGAAGAAAUUCACUUGGUGCUUGACACUCCUCCCGAUCCGGCCCUGGACGAGGUGAGGAAAGAAGAGUGGCCACUGGUUGAUGAUUGCACGGGUGUCACUGGCUACCACGAGCAGCUGACCAUCCAUGGAAAGGACCAUGACAGCGUAUUUACUGUGUCAUUGUGGGACUGUGAUCGCAAGUUCAGGGUCAAAAUCAGAGGCAUUGAUAUCCCUGUCCUGCCCCGGAAUGCUGAUCUCACGGUUUUUGUGGAGGCAAAUAUUCAACACGGACAGCAGGUUCUUUGCCAAAAAAGAACCAGCUCCAAACCCUUCACGGAGGAGGUGCUCUGGAAUGUAUGGCUUGAGUUUAAUAUCAAAAUCAAGGACUUACCCAAAGGGGCUCUACUGAACCUCCAGAUCUACUGUGGCAAGGCUCCCCCACUGUCUGGCAAGGCAGAGACUCCCAACUCUGAGUCCAAAGGCAAAGCCCAGCUGCUCUAUUAUGUGAACCUGCUGCUGAUCGACCACCGGUUCCUGCUGCGCCAUGGGGAGUACGUGCUCCACAUGUGGCAGAUCUCUGGGAAGGCAGAAGACCAGGGUAGCUUCAAUGCUGACAAGCUGACAUCUGCAACCAACCCAGACAAAGAUAACUCAAUGUCCAUCUCUAUUCUUCUGGACAAUUACUGUCACCCGAUAGCCUUGCCUAAGCAUCGGCCCACCACAGACCCUGAGGGGGACCGUGUUCGAGCAGAAAUGCCCAACCAGCUUCGGAAGCAACUGGAGGCCAUCAUAGCCACAGAUCCACUCAACCCUCUCACAGCAGAGGACAAAGAAUUGCUUUGGCAUUUCAGAUAUGAAAGUCUGAAACAUCCCAAAGCCUAUCCUAAGCUAUUUAGUUCAGUGAAAUGGGGACAGCAAGAAAUCGUGGCCAAAACAUACCAAUUGUUAGCCAGAAGGGAGGUCUGGGAUCAAAGUGCUUUGGAUGUUGGGUUAACAAUGCAACUCCUGGACUGCAACUUUUCAGAUGAAAAUGUAAGAGCCAUUGCAGUUCAGAAGCUGGAAAGUUUAGAGGAUGAUGAUGUUCUGCAUUACCUGCUACAACUGGUCCAGGCUGUGAAAUUUGAACCAUACCAUGACAGUGCCCUUGCCAGAUUUUUGCUGAAGCGUGGUUUAAGAAACAAGAGAAUUGGUCACUUCUUGUUUUGGUUCUUGAGAAGUGAGAUAGCCCAAUCCAGGCACUAUCAGCAGAGGUUCUCAGUGAUCCUGGAAGCCUAUUUGAGGGGCUGUGGCACAGCCAUGCUGCAAGAUUUUACUCAACAAGUUCAAGUAAUCGAGAUGUUGCAAAAGGUCACCAUUGAUAUUAAGUCUCUCUCUGCUGAAAAAUAUGACGUCAGUUCCCAAGUUAUUUCUCAACUGAAGCAAAAGCUUGAAAACUUACAAACUUCAAAUAUUCCACAAAGUUUUAGAGUUCCGUAUGAUCCUGGACUGAAAGCAGGAGGGCUGGUGAUUGAAAAAUGCAAAGUGAUGGCCUCCAAGAAAAAGCCCCUGUGGCUUGAGUUUAAAUGUGCUGACCCUACAGCCCUAUCAAAUGAAACCAUUGGAAUCAUCUUUAAACAUGGUGAUGAUCUGCGCCAAGACAUGCUUAUUUUACAGAUUCUACGAAUCAUGGAGACUAUUUGGGAGACUGAAUCUUUGGAUCUGUGCCUCUUGCCAUAUGGCUGCAUUUCAACUGGUGACAAAAUAGGAAUGAUUGAAAUAGUAAAAGAUGCCACAACAAUUGCCAAAAUUCAGCAAAGCACAGUGGGCAACACAGGAGCAUUUAAAGAUGAAGUCCUGAAUCACUGGCUCAAGGAGAAAUGCCCUAUUGAUGAAAAGUUUCAGGCAGCAGUGGAGAGAUUUGUUUAUUCCUGUGCUGGCUACUGUGUGGCAACCUUUGUUCUUGGCAUAGGCGAUAGGCACAAUGACAACAUUAUGAUCACAGAGACAGGAAAUCUGUUUCAUAUUGACUUUGGGCACAUUCUUGGGAAUUACAAGAGUUUCCUGGGCAUUAAUAAAGAGAGAGUGCCUUUUGUGCUAACCCCAGAUUUCCUAUUUGUGAUGGGGACUUCUGGAAAGAAAACAAGCCUACACUUCCAGAAAUUUCAGGAUGUCUGCGUAAAGGCUUAUCUAGCCCUCCGUCAUCACACAAACCUGCUGAUUAUCCUGUUCUCCAUGAUGCUGAUGACAGGAAUGCCCCAGUUAACAAGCAAAGAAGAUAUUGAAUAUAUUCGCGAUGCACUAACAGUGGGGAAGAAUGAGGAGGAUGCAAAAAAGUAUUUUCUUGAUCAGAUUGAAGUUUGCAGAGACAAAGGAUGGACAGUGCAGUUUAACUGGUUUCUCCAUCUUGUGCUUGGUAUCAAACAAGGAGAGAAACAUUCAGCUUAGUGCUUUGAGCUAUAGAAUCAAAAACACUUUUGUCUUGUACAGCUUUAAAUCAGUCUGUCAAUUAUCGAACUUGGAUUUAAAAUUUAAUAGGAUAUUAAAAGCUGAAAGUUGACUCUUAAGUAGUGUCAGCUUUUUCUGGAUGAAUUCUUCGCUGGAGAGAAAUAUUAGCAAGGCUAUUUUGGUUUUUUGUUUGUUUGUUUUGUUUUGUUUUUUUGGAGCGAUGAUGCUCAGGUCUGGCUUUUGGUGGUGUGGUAGACCGAACCUGGGAUUUUGGAGCCUCAGGCAUGAAAGUCUUUUUGCAAAACCAUUAUGCUAUCUCUCUGCAGAUAUGGAUUAUCGUUGAAGGAAUGUUCACUUUUAGUCUUUUUUUGCAGAUUUAUUUGUUCUCAUUUAUCUCAGUGAUGUUGAAGAACACUCUAAGUUUAAAUGGACCAGUAACUUCCUCAUUGUGCUUGAUGAUUUGACAAUCUUAUUCUUGAGUGUUGCUGGAAAUUCUCUAAACUAAUGAGUGGCACCUAUUUUCAUCUAGAUUUAACUCUCAGUUUUGGUUAUACUUGUGCUUUUCAAACUCAUUAUAGAAAAGAUGUAAUCAUUGUACAUUUUUUUCAUUCCUUAAAUAAUGCUUCCAAACCCUUCCCCCCAGAAUCUGAAAUAUUAGUGCUAUGCUAAAAACAAGCAAGCUGGUCUUUUCUGUGUCAUGUCUAAUUAGGUUCUUUUAUAGUGUACAGCUGAGAUGCACAUACACAAAAUGGAAAAUCUGAAACUGCGUGGUCCUUCUCUGCUGGUCUAGUUCCAGGAUUAUGAUCAGGAAAAACUGAGAUGAGACCAUUUACCUCAACUCAACUCUGCCCACAGAGUGAAUUAUCAAGUACAAUUAUAGCUUUCUCUGUACUGAAACAAGAAAUAACUAAAGAGACUUGUUUGUUUGUCUGUUUGUUUCCUUUGCAUUUCCCUUCCUCCCUUUUUUUCCCUGCUCCCCUUGUUCCUUAGUUACCACCCUCCAGCAAACAAUUCAUUACCCAGAGUUGGGAAAUCUUCAAGAAUACCUUUUUCCUAGAACUUAAAAUACAGUCAAAAGAGGAUUUCUCCUCUGGGGUUACUAGAAUUUAAGGGGCGAUUUAUUUAUAAAAUGUUUUAAAGUAUAUUAUUAAAGCAGGUACUCUAUAAAAUAUGAAAUAGAUUCCAAAUGCCCUAAUAUUUAACUUGGGUGCAGUAACUUUUUGUUUUGUUUUGUUGUCACAGAGCUUAUUGCUGGGACUUGGUACCUGCAUGACUUUACUUCUCUUUCCUUCCUUCCUUCCUAAGUGUUCUCUAAGUGUUCCUUCCUCCCUUCCUUCCUUUCUUGAUAUAGGUGAGAGAAGGAAGGAGAAAAGAAAGGAGAGAAGGAAGGAGGGAAAGAGACACCACAGCACUGUGCUAUCAUUUGUGAAGCUUCUCCCAUGCAGGUGCUUCCAUGUGGUGGCCAGGUGCUCAUGGUAAAGCGUGUGCUCUGCUGAGCUUGUCUCCCAUUCUCUUUUUCAUUUUCUUUUUUUUAAUGGGUUAAAGUUUAUGUGACAUCUAAAAAGUACUCCAAGUUAGAAAGAACACUAUUUGUGCUUUCUGUCUCCCUGCUUGAUUUUCACACAUUCUUCAGAUUUCCUAAAAAUAAUUUUAAUGCUUUCUUUAAAAACUAAUAUCUUGGAGUUGGGAAAGAGCAUAAUGGUUAUACAAAAGGCUUUAGGGACCGAGGCUCUGAGGGCCUAGGUUCAAUCCCCUGUACCUUCUCUCUCUAUCUCUCUUUCAUUAUAACAAUAAAUAAAAUAUUUUUCAAAACUAAUCUCUUAAAUAUUUUGCUAUUUAUUGGAAGUGUUCUCUAAUCUUAGCAAAAAACUUUAAAUUACUUAUAAAACAUUUUAAAUUACCUACUGUUAAUAUGUUACACAGAAAUAACUGUUUAUGGCAUCUAUAGUAAGGUAACAUAUAAAUGUAAAUUUAAUUUUUACAUCUUGUAAGUAGAUACCUAUUUGACUUCAGUGUAACCCAAACCUUUCUUUUCAUACAUGAAAAAGUUCAAAGCUGUAAGUAAGAAUCAUCAGGGAUGCACUCACUAAAUAGCCCCCUUGUCUAGCUUCCAGUUUCAAGUUAUAAUUUAGUUUAAAAUGAGACACAGACGUCAGUAUUUUUUAAAUACUCUAGAUGAUGCUAAUAUGCCAGUGUGCAACCAGUAUUAGAAUACCUUGCUUGGUUCUUCAUACUGUAGGUGACACUGCCUUCUUGCUCACUGAGCCUUUUUCUGGCUCAAAGGGUAUCUAGAAAGAGCCCUCUUCUCUAACAAUUCAGCCUUUCAAAAUCAUGACCUAACCCCCAUACUAAAGGCCAUCCCUUGAAAUAAAACGUUUACUUUUCUGUGUUAAUGAAAGAUAGAUGGUUUAUGGUUUAUGGUCCGGAAGAUGGCACAGUGGAUAAAGCAUUAGAUUCUCAAGCAUGAGGUCCCGAGUUCAAUCCCUGGCAGCACAUAUACCAGAGUGAUGUCUGGCUCUUUCUCCUUCUAUCUUUCUCAUUAACAAAUAAAUAAAUAAAUUAUUUU